UCCACUUCCUUCCUGCCUGGUUUGGAAAGUGGAGCUGAAGGGCUGUGUUAGAUCAGACGGGGUACUAAAUUGUUUUUAAUCAUUUUAAAGGUGUGUCUCAAGCGGCUUGUGUUUUGACGUAGUCGUUUAGAUGUCAUAUAGACGGGAGAAGAGGUGCAUUCGUCAUUUCUUGUAAGGCUCUGGCUUUAGUGUAGCUUGACCAAGGUGCCCACAAGGAUCUUUCAGGAUGUUUCUGUUCUCGAAAAAGAAGAAACCCAGUGAGGAUUCCAAGAAGCGACUUGAGAACCAGCUGUGCUUGGCCAAAGAAGCAGGUGCAGAUGACAUUCUGGAUAUUUCUUCUUGUGAGCUUACAGAGGUUCCUUCAUGUACCUUCUCCCUUUGUAAAGUGCUCCAGAAAAAAGUGUUCAUUUUCCAUGGAAAUCACCUGAGAUCAUUUGUACCAAAAGGUUGCUGCAUUAGUGCCUUAGCAACGUUAAAGGUUUUAGACCUCCAUGAAAAUAACCUCACAUCGCUUCCUGAUGACCUUGGGCAGCUUUUGUCCUUGCAGGUGCUGAAUGUGGAGAAGAAUCACAUAAAACAGCUGCCAGACUCUAUAGGGGAUCUAAGGCAUCUACAGACACUUAAUGUGAAAGCAAACUGUCUUACUGUGAUUCCUGUGUCUGUGGGUCGCAUGAGCAGUCUGCGAACACUGGACAUAAGUGAAAACAGCAUCCUAGAACUGCCCAAACAGCUGGCCUGUGUUCGCACCCUGGAAAGUCUUAUCCUGGAUGCACAUGUUAUGGCCUAUCCUCCUUCAUCAGUGUGUACGGGCGGCACAGAGGAAGUGCAGCGUUACCUCUGUUCAGAGAUGGGUCUAGAGUAUUGCCCUCCAUCCCAGUAUCUCCUGCCUGUGCUGGAGCAUGAUGGAACGAAACAGGAGGAGGAUUGUGUUGAUGGGGAGGAGGUGGCCUGGCAGAACAAAAUUAUGGACUAUGAGAAGAGAAAGGAGGAGAAAAAGCAGGAAAAGUUGAUAUUUGAGAAGGAGCUAGAGGAGAAACAGAGAGAGCAAGCUCAAUUCCUGGUCCUCAACCAUUCUCGUAAAGAAGACAUGUUGUUGUCCGUCAGACAGGCGCAGGAGCGGUUAGAAUUGGGUGUGUCUCAGCAGCAGAAGGCCCAAGAAGCAGAGAGGCUAAAGAUACUAGAUAAAGUCCGUCAGGCAGAGAGCACCUUGAUGAGUCGUGUCUCUGACCUCCUGCUUGAUAACAAACGACAAGAAAGGAGUGCUGCCUUACUGCAAGCUCUUGAGGAGGACCGAAUACGAAUGGAACACCUUACAGCCAUAACACAGGAAGAAGCGGACUCUUUGAGGAAGAAGGAAGUGGCAAGUGCCAUGCAGAGGAUGCUGUUUGAGAGUUGCUCUCUACGGUUAAUGCAGGAAGCCAGUGACGCCAGAAAACAGAUUCUAGUGUCUGAGGCCAGCAUGAGUUUGCAGUGGUUGGAUAAAAAAUUUGACCAAGUUUUGUCCCUGCAGCAGCUGGACAAAAACAAAGCCAUUAAUCAGAUCCUCCAAGAGGAGGAAAUGCAGAAAGCUGCUUUUGAGGCCCUUCAACUCCAGAAGGACAGUGUGCAUGCGUUCAUCCGCAAUCAGAUUAAACUCAUUGAGGCAGAGUUAAUGCAGUUGACAAAGCUGGAGGUUAAAAGGAGGAAUUUGGACACUGAGAACCUGCAGGAGGUGCUGGCUGAGCAGAGGACAGCUCUGACGGAUCUUCUGCAGCAGUUAUUCAAACAGAAGGACCAGAGAGAGGAGGAUCUCAGGCAGGUCCUGACCGACAUGGAACAGAAGAGUGAAUCCAAUCAACAAAACUACUGGAUGAUACAAUAUCAGAGACUCCUGGAUGCUAAACCACUAUCUCUGCGUAUGCAGGAGAUGGCCGUGGAUAGAGAGCUUGGCAAUCUGUUGUGUAAACUUUUUGCUCAACACUACCUGCCAAUCAUAGCCCAUCAUCGAAUCACUGCUGAGGCCUUGCGUCACAUGACCACUAAAGAUCUUAGCAAGCUGGGGAUCAAUGAGGUCGGUGUGCAGAAAGCUCUUCUUCACUGGGCCAGGGAACGCACCUUUUCUGACCCACUCCCUAAAACAGCCAGAGAGGAAACUGGACUGUCUGCUUCUAACCCCCAACUGCAAGAGCAGCUCACCCCUCCACUGACACCCAACACCCCAAAUACCCCCCUCACACCCACUGCCCCCAAUUCUGAUGGACCCAGUAGCUCAGAGUGUGUGGUGUGCAUGGAGCAUGAGUCACAGAUGAUCUUUCUGCCUUGUGGACAUGUGUGCUGUUGCCAGAUCUGCAGCGACGCUCUGCAGUCCUGCCCACUGUGUCGAGCUUCUGUAUCUCAACGGAUCCGCCUCUACCAUGGCUGAAGCUGGCAAACUUUCACCGUGACCUUCUAUGAUUUAUACCUCAUGCAUCAUUGUUGUUCCUUUCCUCUCAUGCACUGCAUGGCAUUGUCGUCUGUGAACCUUCAAGCACUUUAGACGUGACUGGAUAUUCUCAUACCUCCCUUCCCUUUCCACCAUGUCUAGCUGAUGAAAGUGGAACCUACAUGCAGCACUGCAAGACUCUGUUAUCGUCGUACGGAUUUAAUCAAAUUUAAAAGCAAGUGUUCGGUUAAAGUUUUAUCUGACGUAAACCUAAUAGGAAAAUAUAUUGGUAUAAAAAUUGUAGAACAUAAGUACUGCCUUUGAUAUACCUGUUUUAGCUGAUGCACUUUUCGCCUUUUCUGUAUUUGAUAUAUGUACAUAUUCUUCCAGGUUCAUUUUAAUCAUUUAAAUGUUAUUUAUAGUUGAGGUACAUCCUCAACUACCUGCUUUUCUUACGACAUUUAUGCUUAGUUUUGUCAUGGUAUAAUGAGACCAGCUUCCACCCUUAUCUUACAGUGAUGUCAGAAAGUAUUCUUAUACCUGAAACCCUUUAGGUUUAUGUUAUUAUUGUUAAAACUAUAGAAAUGUUUUUAAUUUGACUUUGCAACUCAACAAAUAGGAUAUAACUAAAUCUUUUGUGGCACUUUUCAUUGCUAUAUAACACUCUGCAUCAAAAACAUUUUCUGUUCUGCAUUGAGGGGUGAAUUAUAUUGUUCACCUUCAGUCACUUAAAUUACUGCCCUGUUUUCUAAAUCACUUGUAUGUACUCUUAAGUGCACUUAUAUGCAAAUUUCUCUUUCACUUGUACAGAAUAAAAAAACCUAAUUUGCCCAUUUAUAUGUAAAUAAAUAAUAAUAUGGUUUUAAGACAUGAUAUUGAAUGUGUAUUAGCAUGCCCUGAAAAUGACAUUGCUGUGUGCAAUACAACUAUUCUGUAUUGGAAAAUUUUCUUCAUGACUUAUACUUGCUGUUAAAAAAACAUCAACACGUCAAUGUGAAAGCUUUUGAGUUUUUGAGUAGAAUGUGCAAUCUUAAGUACACGGCAGUUUAUGUACCAAAAACUGACCGCAAUCGAAGGUAGUACUUAAUGCUCUUAUUAACUUGGGUAGGCAUGUGUACUUCUGCUCUUUAUUGAGUUUGGGGUUAUUUGAUUUGUUAUAAAUAUCACCUUCUCUGUGAAACCACAGUUGGAUUAAAUCAUAAUGUAACAUUUAUUUACAAUAUGUAUGUUGGCUUUACAUGUUUUCCUCAGUCCACAGGAUAUAGUGUUAUUAUUUAGAUUUUAUAUAUAACUAACCAUAAUACUGAUCAUUUUUGGUUGUGUGGUGUGUUACUGCUGUCUUUUGCAAAAUAGUUUUAAAAUGUUGCAUGACUUAAAACAUUAAAUUAAAUUAAAGAUGUAUGUUACAUCCAUGUUAUUGUAGGCUA
Messenger RNA from Triplophysa dalaica, 3828 nucleotides. It is a transcript of the gene lrsam1, whose product is annotated as leucine rich repeat and sterile alpha motif containing 1. NCBI's taxonomy places the organism in Eukaryota, Metazoa, Chordata, Actinopteri, Cypriniformes, Nemacheilidae. The transcript has 25 exons. The record is from RefSeq and is a predicted model, not a curated record. The coding region runs from base 227 to 2401 and encodes 724 amino acids. Gene Ontology annotation, molecular function: protein binding.